AGUGAGUGUGUGUGUGUGUGUGUGUGUGUGUGUGUGUCUGUUUUACACACACAGAGCAGCAGAGAUGAGAGUGUGAAGCAGCGAGAACGAAAACCUAGAAAGAAAAGCAAAGGCAAUCAGAAAAGGGGGGGUGAGGAGGAGAAGGAGCAGGAGGAGGAGGCGAACACAGCCAGAGCAGAGUAGAAGAAGAGCAACAGAGGCAGAUAAAGUGUUGCGUGAAUGUGCUCAUGUUUAAUGGUCCUGGUGCCAAAGUCAAAAGAUGUAAUGAGCAGAUGAAGAGGCAGCACACACACCAGCAUCCUGCCGUGGAGCCUUGACACCAGGGGACAAGGAGAAAAAACACACACACUCCGAGGCAAAGAAAGACUCUCUGCAAGCGGGUCCCUCAUCAUCAUCAUCAUCAUCAUCAUGUCGUCUACCGGAUCGACCAACCACAACAAGCGGCUGGCGUCGGAGACAGACAACGCCCAGCGAGUGUUGGACAAUGAUUCGGCCCAGCACCUGAAGCUCAGGGAGAGACGCCGCUUCUUUGAGGAGGUCUACCAGCAUGACUUUGACAACUACCUGCCUUCUGCUCACCUGCAGGUCAACUGCAGGAAACCCCCGAUGGGCAGCAUCUCUUCUAUGGAGGUGAACGUGGACGUGCUGGAGCAGAUGGACCUGAUGGACAUCUCGGACCAGGAGGCCCUCGACGUGUUCCUCAACUCAGGCUCAGGAGCGGACGAGGGAGCUCUGGCAUCUCCACUUGCAGGUGAGGAAGAGGAAGAUGAGGAGGAGGAAGAGGAGGAGGAUGAAGCUGCAGAGGUGGUGUACAGGGAGCGCGCGCCUCUGAAACGACAAGACGAAGUUCACUGCAGCUCGAAGCCCCGCAUGUCCUCAACGUCCUCCGGUUCAACCGACACCAGUGUGGGGGGGGUCGACACACCGGUGAUCCAGUCGGACGAUGAGGAGGUCCACGCCGACACGCUGCUGCUGACCUCCGUCCCCCACGCCAGGGACGAAGAGACGGAGGAGGAGGACGAGGAGGGAAGAUGCCUCGCAACUGAAUCUCCAUAAAGACUGAAUUUUACUGUAAUUUAUCGGUAAAAAUAGUCUCUCUACCUUUCAACCCUUUCUUUUGAGGGAAAACCCUAGCAGGGUUGACCUAUUUGUGAUUCACUCCUGGGCGCUCUGUGGGUAAAAACUGGUUUUACUCUAUGUCAUCAAACUCUAAUAUGCAAAUAACACCAGUCAUCCCGUUGGCAUGCAGACACGUGUUCUGGCAAAGAGGAAAGAAAAAUGUUUUGGCACCUCAAGACAUUUUUUUUUUCUUCUUGAAAGCGAGUGUGCCAAAUACUCGUGUGAACCGGGACCAUUCGGGUGAAACACAGCUGAAGGAACAAAGUAAAGUCCCAUUCAGGGAGCAAACACGACUGAAAAAAGAGGGGCGAGUUCAGGCAAAGUCCGCAAAACCCCAAAAGGUCUAUUUCCAUGUGCAUGAGCAAAGUGUUUGUUUGAAUGCAUGCCUUUGCGUGGUUGUUAGUAACUGCAUUACGCAUUAUCAAUCAUGUCGAUUCGACAAAGUGUUGCAUUGCUGUAAGUAUCGAGUUAUUAGUCAGAAGAUGGAAAUGUUUGACCUUCUGGUGAGCGACAGCGUGUCUGUGUGUGUGUGUGGUAUGUGGAAUUUGUGUAUGCAGGUCGAGGGUGCGGAGGGUAAAUAUUACAGGUGUAUAACAGGUGUUCCCCUGGUCGAGUCCACGGCAAUCGUUUCAAACAACCUUUUUACAGUGUUAAAUGACGUGUACAUCUCUUUCCCACUUGACAUGCACACCUUGACAUGAAUUGAAAUAAAAACAAAAACGUUUAAAGGCC
Gasterosteus aculeatus aculeatus (three-spined stickleback) is the source of this 1851-nucleotide messenger RNA. Its product is annotated as dysbindin. Gene Ontology annotation, cellular component: cytoplasm. The record is from RefSeq and is a predicted model, not a curated record. NCBI's taxonomy places the organism in Eukaryota, Metazoa, Chordata, Actinopteri, Perciformes, Gasterosteidae. Gene Ontology annotation, biological process: negative regulation of protein kinase activity.